GAUUGGUAGGUUUUUUUACAAUGAAGAAUUUAGGUGCUAUCUGGAUUAUGAUGAAACUACAAUGCUCAAAGACAAGGACUUGAUCCUUGUCACCGACUCGAAGCGAGAUCCACAGCAAGGACAAUGCAGAAAAUGUGGAGCGCCAGUAGGAAUGGACGCUCCACAGCUCCCGCUGCAGGCGCACACGACUGCACCGCCCACACAACCCCAUCAUCAUUACCAGGCCAUAUCAUCAACUGCUCCUACCCUGCAGCGUGCAGUACAAGUGCAGCACGCCCCACCGACCGAGCGACAAGGUGAGCCGCAGUUGGUGGCACAGCCACGAGCGCUGCCGCCGUCGCAAAAGGGAGGGACGGUGCCGUUCGAGGACGUGGUACCGAGGUUCACCAUUCUGAACUACACCUUACUCGAUCUUCCUUACGACAUAGCCGCGGCGCUGCACACCUUCAAGUCCGCGGCCGACGUUCCGAACACAUUUAGGAACAGGACUGUGCUGUGGCUCAAUCGUGACAUAAGCCAGUAUACCCUUACCCUGGGAAUCUGUAUGGUGAAGCAGCUCGUCUACUGGUGCUGCGUUAUGGCCAGCUCCGUGACGCUGUUGGAUAUGACUCGUGCAGCGGGCACUUCGAUUCAAAGCGAAGUACGAGAGGAGAAAAAUACACAACAUAGAAGACGUCAAGGCCCACAAGAUGAAGUACGGUAAAAGAGUUAUUGCGCAGUCACCUAACGCGAAGCGCUUCUGCAGAGACUCUAAUUCUGCUUCGCCUCAUUACACUCCAGAGUCAGGUGAAGCCCACUUCACGUUGCCGCCAUUGUUCUUUUGGUCUACGGCUCCGUUCAGCAAGUCGGCUUCACACCAUUACUUGCCCUUUCGGAAGCUGGACCGAGAUGGUCUUUUUAUCGACAAUAUGUGGACGAUACGUUUGUCAUCAUUAAGAAGAAUUACGCCGACACCUUCUCAGACUUUCACAACAACGUCCACCCCUGCAACCUAUGACCACGUCUCGUAGGGAAACAUCCCCUUCUUAGACGUCAUGAUUCACGGGAACCCGGAUGGUACUAUAUGCACGUCAGUAUACAGGAAGCCCUGUGACUCGGGUCAAGUCCUCCACUACAGAUCAGACCGCCCUUUGGAACAUAAACGGUCCGUGGUCCGAUCCGUGAUCCAUCUUUGAACAUUCUGUCUACCCACAAAGAAGAAACGAAAGAACUGGAGAUUAUAGAGUACAAUUUACGACCCAAGUGUUACCCCGAGACUUUCAUCAACGACACCUUCCACCGGAGGCCAACGGGAAGACAAAAAAGAAACGCAGCAAGCGCCAGAAAGUUCCUACGUCUCAAUUCCUCGUAUAAAAGGGGUUUCCAACCUAUACGACGAAUUUUAUCACAAUCGAACGUAAGAACAAGUUUUGAGCCAGAGAGGACACUUAGAAGCUCGUCUGAGCCAUCCAAAUGACAAGACAACCCUUGACAACGAACCUGGUGUUGUUUACCAGAUACGCUGCGAAAAAUGGCCAGCCGUCUCUGCGAGUGCAACAAGACAAAAAACAAGCACAAGAACGAAGGAACAUAGAUGGGACCAAAUCGACCAAAGAUCCAACUGAACCAUGUGACCACGUGCGGCUAACCGGACACAAAGUUGACCUAGGUAACCUUGACAUUUUAGCCCGUGAAGAGCGAUGGGAAGUGCGUAAACAACUUGAAUCUUGGUUCAUCAAAAAGAUAAGCAAUUCUGUCAACAAGCACCUUGGCCCUGUUGCGGACUGCUACCUAUACUUAAUAGAUAAGUAAGCAUUUCAGCCAAGACCAGUACUGUUCCAGAAACGUCAAACUUUUAGUUUUUCUUUAUGUUGUAGUGGCAGUCUGAGUUCUUUUACCAAUAAACAUGACACCUCCUGGCCUUUGGAGCAUAUUCACUAACCGAUGGAAAUAUGUGCAGUUUCUAAAAAGAGUGCGGCAAAUCUACAAUGGGAACAUAGAAAUGAGGAGAUGCACAUGAACCAGGCUGCAUGGAACAUGUUGACGAACUCUUAAUGAAGUUAAUCCCACUAAUGCAGCCUACCAUACACAACACAGAGGGACCCUUCUGGAUCCUUCUCUUAUGAUAUGUUACGCUGGGUGAAAACUCUCACAAGUUUGGAGCAGAACAUCAUCGAAUGAGCACAACACCACAAAAUAUUUCACCAUGAGGUAUUCAGAAUUAUUCGAAUUGGGCUUUUUCUGAUUAUUCGAAUUUGAUUCGCCAUCUGAAGGAAACCUUCGGAUUCGAUUCGCGGUGCAAGCGAAAUAUUCUUAAGCUAUUCGCAAUAGAAAUUUCGCUAUUCGCAGCUAAUUCGCUGCUAAUCACUGUCAUUUUGGUAACAGAUGAUAUCUCCAAUUUCUGAAUUGUUGCGACUCAAUGUGGUAACGGGGAACAGCUUUUUUUUAAUUUACAAAACCAAUAGCCAUGCACAGCGCAGAAAUACGUAAAACUUAACACAAACAUGAUCAUUCCUCCGAAGAGUGAAGAUGUGUACAGUGUCUUUCUGCCACUUUAGC
Messenger RNA from Ornithodoros turicata, 2538 nucleotides. RefSeq lists its product as uncharacterized. Lineage: Eukaryota; Metazoa; Arthropoda; Arachnida; Ixodida; Argasidae. The transcript has 5 exons. The record is from RefSeq and is a predicted model, not a curated record. Bases 62 to 703 code for a protein of 213 amino acids.